UCAGAUAAGAGGUUCACGCGGACACAUUCCUCUGCAGUUUACUACUGAAGCUACAUUUUGAAUGAUGGAUUGUUCAGAGGAGGUUCAACCUGUGUCUGAGGAGCCCAGAGCUCAAAUGGAGCUCAAGAAAGGAAUGUCGAUUUUCAUUGAUAUUUUACGGAGAGCUGAUAAAAACGAUGAUGGAAAGCUGUCCUUUGAUGAGUUCAAGGCCUACUUCUCUGAUGGCGUCCUGACAGCCGAGGAACUGAAGGAGCUCUUCCACACUAUCGACACUCACAACACAGAUAAUGUGGACACUGAUGAACUCUGUGAGUAUUUCUCCCAGCACCUCGGUGAAUAUGAGAAUGUUCUCGGUGCCUUAGAAGACCUGAACAUGUCCAUACUGAAGGCGAUGGACAAAACAAAGAAGGAUUAUCAGGAGUCCACCCAUCUGGAGCAGUUUGUGACCCGCUUCCUGCUGAAGGAGACAACCAAUCAGCUUCAUUCACUUCAAAGCUCUCUUGAGUGCGCCAUGGAAACCACAGCCGAGCAGACUCGCCAGGAGAAACAGGGCCCACUGAAGCCAGAGGUUUUGUCCAUCCAGUGGUCGGGUCGUCGCUCCAAUCGGAGGCUCCAGAGGAACAGCAGCCUCUCUCCCAACAACCCUCUCCUCAGUCUCGUCAGUUCAGGUGUUUAUGAUGAAGACAGCCAGUGGAUGAUCCAGGUCAACAGACUGCAGAGUCUCAUCGACCGUCUAGAAAAAAAGGAGAUUCGUCUGGAGCCCGUUGAAGAGGAGGUCCUGGAGAGCAAAUCGCACAUCCUGAUAGUCCAGAGGCAGCUCUCGGUGCUGGAGGAGGAGCUGGAUGAGUUUCGUCUGGCUCUUAGACAGUACAUGGAGUGUGCCUGCGCCCAGACUGGAUGUCUACACAUUGCAGUUCAGCGGCUGGCAAAUGAAUCACGCUUCAUUCUCUAUGAAUUCUGGGAGCACAACAACGUGUGGAAGAAUCACCUGCAGACCAACUACAGUAAGACCUUCCAGAGGGGGAACGUCGACUUCCUGGAAACUCCUGAGAGCCUAACCACCAUGCUGGUUCCUGCUUCGUGGUGGGUCCUCAACAACAAUUGAAAGUGAAAGAUCCUCACUGAUGGGUGCGAAGAGCCACCUGUCAACACAUCAGGACGUCCACAGCACCACACACAUACACACACAGAGACACACACACUUACUCGACACAACUCGUGAAGUCAUGGUGAUUAGUAUUUAUGACCUCCAUGUUCCUCCAUAGUUAUAGGUGAUAGUCGGAAAUAGUCCACAUGUGUGUGUUUGUUUACACUCCUAGACAACACUCUGACAUCCUAAAAGCAAUGACCUGACAUCGUCACUGUGUUUGACGUGACAUCAUCUGCAGCCCAGGGUAGAUCAUUAGAGCUGAAGCGAGCUGUGUGUGUGUGUGUGUGUGUGUGUGUGUUUGUCUUUGUGUGUGAGUGUGUGUGUGAGAGGGAAAAGAGAGAGGAAAGGACAGAUAUAAUUGUAUCAAUUGUAGCAGCUCUGGGGAGCUCAUUAAAACAUUAUUCUGUUGUUUAUGUAUUCAGUGUGUCAAAUAAGAUAAACAUCUGUUGGUUAUAAAUAAAGACGAUAUAUUGUUGUGUA
This is a messenger RNA of Epinephelus lanceolatus (giant grouper), 1630 nucleotides long. It is a transcript of the gene necab1, whose product is annotated as N-terminal EF-hand calcium binding protein 1. Gene Ontology annotation, biological process: regulation of amyloid precursor protein biosynthetic process. Gene Ontology annotation, molecular function: calcium ion binding. Lineage: Eukaryota; Metazoa; Chordata; Actinopteri; Perciformes; Serranidae. Gene Ontology annotation, cellular component: cytoplasm. The record is from RefSeq and is a predicted model, not a curated record.